Molecule: messenger RNA, 5409 nt
Organism: Labrus bergylta (ballan wrasse)
Lineage: Eukaryota; Metazoa; Chordata; Actinopteri; Labriformes; Labridae
Gene: rbm14b
Product: RNA binding motif protein 14b
Cellular component (GO): nucleus
Molecular function (GO): zinc ion binding; mRNA binding
Source: RefSeq, a predicted model, not a curated record
AAUGCCUGGUGUCAUGUUCCUCUUGGCCCUUUGAUUUACAGCCCCUCCGUACAUGUUGUUCAGUAUUGGGGGGGAGGAAGGUGUUGGCCAACCAGUUAGAGAAGCUCAUUCUCACCUGUAGGUCUAGAAGCUUUUAGCCCAGACAACAAAAGGACUCAAAGGUCUUAUCACCAUAUCUGUUAAUUAAUACCCAGUGUUCCCAGCAAAGUGUAGAGGUUUCAAAAGGCUCCCCCCCCCCCCUGCCUCUGUAGCUGUCUCCUCUUCUGUACUUCUGAGUGUGUGACUCAUGAAGUAAUCACAGCCUCGACCCCGCGCCGCCAUGGACAAGAGCAACACAGUGAAGCUCUUCGUGGGCAACCUGGCGCUGGACACCACCCAGGAGGAGCUGUCGGCCAUCUUCGAGCCCUACGGCCAGGUGGUCAGCUGCAGCGUGCUGCGCCAGUUCGCCUUCGUCCACCUGCAGGGCGAGGGCGCGGCCGAGCGAGCCAUCCGCGAGCUCAACGGGCGGGAGUUUCGGGGCCGGAACCUGGUGGUGGAGGAGUCGAGGGGGAGGCCGCUGCACUCCACCAAGGUGUUUGUAGGUAACCUGAGUGGGAUGUGCACCACUGAGGACCUGCAGCAGCUGUUCCAGACGUUCGGGAAGGUUCUUGAGUGUGACAAAGUGAAAGCCAGGCAUUCCUCUUCUGCAGGCUAUGCCUUUGUCCACAUGGAAAACAAGGAAGACGCGCUCCAGGCCAUCGAGGCCCUGCACGGCACCUCCUUUAAGGGACGGCCCCUCUCAGUCGAGCUGUCCAAGGUCCAGCCCAGCAAACAGGCGCCGACAGGGAAAAUCCCCUGCGUUAACUGUGGGAAGCAGGGCCACUAUGCCGGAGAAUGUCCCGUAGGGAAGCCGUCUCUCGAGCAGUAUCAGAGUCAGGCGGCGGUGCUCGCGGCUGCGGCCGCUGCGGCUGCGGGCCUGCCCCUCCAGGUCCAGCAGAGCGUGCACAAUUCAGUCUACAACACCUCCACCUUCGACCCCACGUACGCUGCUCUCACCGGGAUCACCACGGGCACGCGAACCGAUGGAAACCCCGUCAAUCCAGCGGUCUAUGGCGCCCUUGCCAGCCAGGUGUACGGUGCCAACGUUGCCAAUCAGCUUUACGGAUCGGUGGCCAAUCAGGCAGCUCUCACAUCAGGCGCCACCCAAAUGUACGGCCAGAUGACUCCUAAUAUCUACGGCCAGAUUUCCGCGAAUAAUGCGGCCGCGGCUGCUGCGGCCGCUGCGGCUGCCGCCUACUCCACUCCGGUUUACACCCAAACGAUGGGCAACCAGGUCUACCUGACCGCUGCCCCCGGAUUAGAUAUGCAAACAGCAGCGGCCGCGGUCAACCCGGCCUACACGGUAUCGCCGGCGCUUUACGGCGCUGCAACGCCGGCCUACGCUCACAUAAGUGCCAUGGGAGCGGCGGACCCCACCACGGCCAUCUUCGAGGCGGCCAGGCAGGCGCAUUACUUUGCCCAGGGCCAGCAGGUGGUCGCCGAGCAGCAGGCGGCGGCGGCUGCGGCGGCGGCCAAGUCUGGUGAGAGGGACCGUAGCCCCCUGCGGAGGUCGGUGCCUCUGCUGCCGGACCCUGUGAUGAAACCGUUCAUGUACCAGAGAGCCAAGCCGCGGCGACCCCUGCUCCCCACUCCAGCCGGACGGGCGGCGGAAGAGGCAGCCGAGGCGGCGGAGGACCCCAUGGCGAGGUACUACGCAGAGUACUACCAGCAGCUGCAGCAGUAUCCCCAGUUCCAGUACGCCUACCCACCGCCCGGCGCGGUCACGGCCAUCGCCGGCAUGCCGGGGAUGUCGGCCGUCCCCGCCGUCCCCACGAUGUCCGCCCAGCAAGUGGCCACGCUGGACGCCCUCAGGCCAGUGGUCCCCACCGCUGCGGCAAUGGCUGCCGCCAUGGCUGCGCCCAGGGUGUAUGAGCCGCCGUUGCCGCCGCCCACGCGCAAGGAGGCCAUCCUCCGCCGCCCCGAACUCUCCCUUCACACGCCUGAGCCCCCUUCCGAUAGUUGCACACAACUUUUCUGCCCCCACCCACCCCCCCACCUCUUCCUCUCUGACCUGAACCCCCAAAACCACCCCCCACAUCUCCUCUUCCACCCCCCCAAACUUGAUCACCUUACAGCAGCUAUAUGUGUGUGUGUGGUGUGUGUGUGAGUGUGUGUGUGGGGUGGGCUUCUCAGUUUAUUAACCUGCCUUUUUGAGGAACUUGAUCAGCUCACCUUGGUCCUGUUUUUUCACACGCACAGUGCAGCCAUGAAAGGGAGUUUCUCAUCUGUUGAAAGGGCAUUCUUUGUGCAUCUCAGUUUUUUUUUGUUUUUUUUUAAUCGUGCCAGUCUCACACUUGUGCCAGUAUUAGACCGACCCAGUCAGUCGUUUCAUAUGCCUUUAUUCCCCACAACCCAGUUAUGAUUUUUCUACGGCCAAAUCUACAAUCAAAGACACUGUUUUCUUUUUUUUAAACCUAUUAUAACCAUCUUCUUUUGGGCCUAGAUGAUCAGUAAAGGGCAGCUAAUUUCAAACCUUUUUUGCCUUAUGUUGAAUACUUUUUCAAAUUGUAAUGUAAUCAGAUUGGGGGGGGGUUGAGUUUUAACACAUAUUGUGUACUGGCUGCAUUGCUUUGUCUUAAACAGAACCAAGGACUGUGUUGUUGUUGUUUUUUUGGUGGGGGGGGGGUGUUUGUCUUGGAGCGUGUGACGUGGAUGUGUGAAGUGUAAAAGAGAGAUACUGUAUGUGCGGGCUUUCUGACCUUGCAGCGCACAAAAACGCAACAGCUUAGACUGCGCCUUGCUGAGCGAGCGAGAGAGAGAGAGAGAGAGAGAGAGAAAAACUUAAAGCACACAUAAUACGUACUGUAUUGUAUUUUUUGGAUCUCUCUUUGAAUCCCAUCUCCCCCCUCCCCUUGUACUUUUAACUUCAAACACUGGAAGACACAGCUUCAUCUCUCUUUCCUCACUACAGCUGCCUACCUCUUGACAGUUAAUUUCAGUGUAUAGUCUACUCCAUUUCAUACCUUGUUGAAGGUACAAGGUGGACCAUUAAAAGGGGGAGGGCAGACUCAGACUUUUUUGUAGAUAUUCUGUAGUAAGUCCUCCUACAUGUUCAGAGGCCUUGUUUUAAACGUAUUUGUUUUUGUUUGUUUUUUAAUGUAGUCUUCAUGUUUUACCAGUCGACCCUGGGGUGUAAAGAGUUAUAUUUAAAACAAAAGAAAACCCUCGUGUGACUACUGACUGAGCUGUUUACAAAUGAUCUUUACACUGAGUCCUAGGGAAUCAUGAUAUGUGACGAGCUUAAACUAUGUGCCUAUAAGCUUUGAGUGAAGUGCAUUAAGUGGAGCGGUCUCCUCUUUUUUUAAAGUGCUUUUGACUUUUUCAUAAUUUCAAAUGGGCGUUUGGGGGGGCGGGGAGGGGGGGGUUAUGGUGGCUCAAUGGAGCUCAGCAUCCAGAGGGCCACAAGCAGUAAAAGCUUUCUCGUGGACUUGCACACUUUUUAGAUAUUUUUUUCAUAUCGUUGUGUUUUGAAAAGAAAAAAAAAAGCCACAAACUUGAGCCGCCUCGAGGGGGGGGGGGGGGGGGGGUUCGUAAAUCAGCCGCUGGUUUGAAGCAGGAAACGACAGUGAUAGCACCAAUGAAGUGAGGGAUGGCGCUGUGUCUUCCAGUCUGUCCCAACUUUCCUACUUUUUUUCCAAAUAAAAACCAGACUCGCUUCGGACUGUUAACGCAAAAAUGUACAAGUGUCGUUUUAAUCCAGUUAUUGGAUAAAGUAGGCGGGGCUUGCUCGCGGGUACAGGUACCUGCGGACUUGAACACCACCCACUCGCUCCUACAAUCAUUUUGAAACAAAAACACUUGGAUUUUUCUGCCACUACUUUUUGACAGCAGUCUGAUGCACACACAGUCAUCACCUUACUGCCUCGCUGUCCCCCCCCCCCCCCCCUGCCCCCUCUCCCUGUGUGGUUUUUUUUAGUGGUUAAGUGACUUUUUGCAUCUCACAGUGUAAUCUUUCUGUGUUGUAUAUAUACAGACACAUGCCAGUUGCAUCCUUUGUAGAAUUCUGUGGUUUGCGAAAAUGUCUUGUUUGCCAUGUUUGAGACCGUAUUUUUUAGACGAGUAUUUUAAUUUUGCCUUUUUUUUUAGUAAAAAGACAAAAAAAAAAAAAGAAACGUAAAAAAAAAAAAAUCAGCAUGCUUUUUAUUGAGAAUAUGUAUUCUAUAAUCAUUAUUAUAAUAAAGAAUGUUUGGCUGACUAGUGUGGCAAAAGAAAGCAAGGGUUUUUUUCCCCCUUCUUGUUUAUGUUUCUCUUGUUUCUCUUGUGUAAAAUCGACCACCAGACCCUUUUGACUGGGGAGCCAGGGGGGACACAGGUGUAGAUGCUGGCCCAGCUUUGCUCUCUUUGGUCAGGGUAAGUGUGGGUUGGUGCUCCUAUCUCUCUCCAGCCUCUCAAACUUAAGGUGCAAACCCCUAAAUUUAUGGAAGGUAUGCACUUCACCAAAUCAGUAUUUUCAUUCUGGCAUUGGAAAAGGUCUUUAAAUUUCAUGUUAGAGUGUACUGGAUGUUCUCCACACUGUGAAACAAACAUUGAGAGCUGGGGAGAGGCACACAGAUAGAAUGGCCUGGGUGCAUUUUGAUCUGUGGAGCCAGUCCUGUUCCUGGGGGGGGGGCGGGGGUUUGAUGGGUGUGCGUCUUGGUCUGGUCUGGUCUCUCUCCCCUGCUGCACCAAAUUCUCCCCUCUCUCCGUGUGUCUGUGUCCACUCUACUCUCAAAAAAAAAAAAAAAAACCUUGCAUGUGUGAUAAUCUUUGUUACUUUGCCGCUCAAAAAAAAAAAAAAACAGUCCCCGCGACAGUCCAGCUCUGAACUAACUAUCUCAACUGAAUUAGGUCACCGUGCCACCUUGGAAUGGCCAGUGUGUGCAGCCGUGCGUGAGCGUGGCGGCGUGAGCCAUGGAGAAGGACUUUUAGCGCAACGCCUCCACAGACCCCGGAACUUGUUCUCUUUCUCUUCACCACCAAGGUAAAUGAAAAAAAUGAAAAAACAAAAAAAAAGCACUGACCUCUCCUCUCCCCCUCCCCUCCUACCCUCCCCUGCCGCACCCUCCUUUGACUGUGCCUUGACAAAACACCUCCCCCCCCCCCUCCUCUCCUCCGCCAUCACCACCUCCCCUUUCUUUCCACAAUCCGUAACUCCUCUGCUGCAAUGGCAGUGCCAUCCGUGGGAGGGGGGGGGGGGGGAGUGCUGUCAGGACUCCUUUCCACAAGACUUGAGUCCUGUCUCGCAUCAGCAUCCGAGGUGACCGACUGUGUCCUUUCUGUCCUGCUGGUGUCGUGAGCAAGUGAAUAAAAGAAAGUGUGUGAGUGUGUGUUUGAAAGACAGAGAGCAUGUGA